This is a messenger RNA of Symbiodinium necroappetens, 408 nucleotides long. The record is from the annotation of a GenBank genome assembly. Lineage: Eukaryota; Dinophyceae; Suessiales; Symbiodiniaceae.
AUGUCGGUGGGAAGCGACUGCAGUGUUAUCUGUGGUCUCAUCAAGUUGGGAGAUAUCGAGGCCUUGAAGCGCUUCACUCCGGUAUGCUUUGACUGGAGUCUCUGUGACAGCCCCUACAAGACACCUGUGUUGCAUGCAGCAAUCUUGGAUGGUGUCACCCGUCCUGAGCUACAUGACAACAUUCUGGAGAUACUUAGCUGGUUGCUGAAAAUGGGUGCAGAUCCUCAGCAGAAGGCUCCGAGCAAUGCCAAUCGCUUCGACAUUUGGAAGACGCACCGGCCGGAAACCACGACCGUCACUCUCAAGUGCGCGGGGCACACGGCCCUAUCCCUUGCGCUGGCCUUGCGCGAGGCUUUGAUGGGCAGCGGCGUUGACUUUCCAGAUGAGUGUACCUUUUUGGAGGCAGUU